Messenger RNA from Nerophis lumbriciformis (worm pipefish), 4515 nucleotides. RefSeq names its product bromodomain-containing protein 2-like. Gene Ontology annotation, biological process: chromatin remodeling; regulation of DNA-templated transcription. The record is from RefSeq and is a predicted model, not a curated record. Gene Ontology annotation, cellular component: nucleus; chromatin. NCBI's taxonomy places the organism in Eukaryota, Metazoa, Chordata, Actinopteri, Syngnathiformes, Syngnathidae.
AAUGGGAGAAGAAGGCGGACAUGUUGGAGGCAAUGUGUUGGUUAAAAACUAUCCAGGUGGAAGACAAGAAGAUAUUUUGACGACAGAUUUUGCAGGGUCUUUGGAUUUAACAAUCGUCAUUUGUCUUUAUUUGAACAUUAGGACUGUGGUGGUAUACUUUUUACAUUUACUUGUUUUUUAUUAAUUUUUGCAUCACAAAGUGAGAUUUUCUACAACGUUGGCUGGACAUUUUUCUGACACUGUCUAGAUUGAGUUCUACUUUUCACGGCAUGUUUGAGUGACAUUGUCGAGAGUCUCUAACCUUGGAGUGGGGGAUGGGUGUAUGUGAUUGACUCAACAUUUUCACUUUGGAAAGAGUUUGUUUUGGAUAGUUUUUGCUGAGCUGACUGACAUUUUGUGAAGACUUGUCACAUCAAAAGUGAACGUAUUUUUUAACGGGCUCUUACAAACGUCAAAGAGGCGUUAUAUGUAGCUUGAAGUCUUUGAAGAAACUGCGCUGUCAGCUUGUCGUUCCAUCUGCCAUAAGGGCUAAUUUCGCUGCCGUCUGGCAUCGCAAUGGUUAAAGACGUAGUGUUUUUCCACCCGUUAUUACCUUUGUUUGCCACGCGGGACUGUUCGACUGUGCUGUUUCGUCUUAAACCUACGACGAAACACGACUUUUGGUGUAGUUUUAAUGCGUCUGUUACGAGUACAUCGCGUUUCGGUGUGUCAGGUGAUGGUUUAUUGUGAUACCUGCUCAAAAUUCGACGAUUUAGCUUGUUGUCGUCGUGUUUAAAGAUGGCGACCGGCGCCCGUCUGUGACAGUAAAAUGCGGCUCUUCUAGUAGAAGGGGCGGGGCCACAGUGCUUGGACGUGCGCGUGACACGAAAGCUCAACCAAUGGGAUUGCGUAUGUAACCCCGAAAGCCCGCGUUGUUUGUCUAUUGGCCAACGGCCGCUUUGGUUUUGCAUACAUUCACGUAAUGUAAGCUGUGUAGAAAUGCGCUCAACGUCCUUGGGAAAUGGGAAGCAAAGUCAUAUAUUUAAGCCCAAAACAACCUAUGUUAGUCACCAACGGUUGUCCCCACUUUAACAGCAAAGCAACCGCUUUGAAUUUGGGGGUUUCAAAGACUUCACAGGCUGUUCGGGGUCUUUGGGUGUGGUGACGUGAGGGGCAACGUCAGGAGCCAAUAGGAACGCAGAGGGCGUGGACGUGAGGAGCGCGCUCGGCCAAUGGGGGUCGUUGUCGGUCUAUAAAAGAGCGGGUGUACCCAGGCGGGCGCCAUUUUCACGAAGCAGAAGAGACGGACGUCGCCACAGGAGGGAGCCGGUUAUAAAAACGGGAAGAGGAACGGAACCGGAUCCUGGCUUGACUUUAGUUAAACACAAUCCGGAUCCAUCCUGAUGGAUAUGGCCGUUAACCCGCUCAUUGACAGCUCCCAUGGUGGGGUUGAGGUUGGCAUAAUGGGGCUCACAGCAAUGGACCAGGGUUCUGGCACAGCUGCAAAACGAAUCCGGAAACCGUCCCUGCUUUACGAGGGCUUUGAGAGUCCUGGGAUUCCUCUGUACAACCAGACGACUCACUUUGGUACCCUGCAGCCAGUGGCGAAAGACGUGGGCCGUGCGGGGAAGAUGACCAACCAGCUCCAGUUCCUGCAGAAGGUCUUGCUGAAGUCUUUGUGGCGCCAUCACUUUGCCUGGCCCUUCCACCAGCCCGUAGACGCAGUCAAGCUCAAUCUGCCUGAUUAUCACAAGAUCAUCAAGACGCCCAUGGACAUGGGCACCAUUAAGAGGAGGCUAGAGAAUAACUUCUACGCCAGUGCCAGUGAAUGCAUACAGGACUUUAACACCAUGUUUACCAACUGCUACAUUUACAACAAGCCAUCUGAUGACAUCGUGUUGAUGGCCCAGUUGCUGGAGAAAGCAUUUCUGCAGAAAGUGGCCCAGAUGCCCCCCGAGGAGUUUGAGCUGGCCCCCCCACCUGCGCGCAGUAGGCAAAUGAAAGUUGGGAGGCGUGGCAAAGUCCCAGGAGGAGUGACCACCGCUCACCAGGUGCCAGCGGUCUCUCAGUCGGCGUACUCGCCGCCCACUCCAGAGACCCCUGAAUGCAUCAUCUCAAUCCCUCCGCAGACCAUCUUGACCAAGAGCCUGCAGCUCACAAUGCCGAGUGAGCACGGCAUCCCCUCCAUGACUGGCCUGCCCCCCACGCAGCCCACUACCAAGAAAAAAGGCGUCAAGAGGAAAGCAGACACGACUACACCCACCACAGUAGCCAUGCCCAUCAUGAGUGGCAUGGGUAUGAGUAUGGGGUUGGGUAUGGGCGUGGGGCUUGACUCUCCACUCACUCUCAGUGCUUUAGGAGUGGAGCACAACUCUGAACUGGGCCUCAGUCAGGAUCUGGGCCUCAGUCCAGGCCUGGGCUUCAGCCAGGGCUUGGGCAUGAGUGCAGGCCACGGUGCAGUCACGAUGGGUGGUAAAGCACCUGGGGGCUGCAGGCGAGGAGUGAGCGGACGGCCCAUCAAGCCCCCUAACAAGGAUCUGCCCGACUCCAUCUUGCCAACGCCGACUCGCCGCAGCAAGCUGAGCCCCCAGCUGCGCUACUGCAGCGGGGUCCUGAAGGAGCUGCUGUCAAAGAAGCACGCAGCCUACGCCUGGCCUUUCUACAAGCCUGUGGAUGCAUCCUCGCUUGGUCUCCAUGACUACCACGAAAUUAUCAAGCAGCCCAUGGACCUCAGUACCAUCAAGAGGAAGAUGGACGGCAGAGAGUACGUCAACGCUCAACAGCUAGCCGCAGAUGUCAGGCUGAUGUUCUCCAACUGCUACAAGUACAACCCCCCUGAUCACGACGUGGUGGCCAUGGCUCGAAAGCUCCAGGAUGUGUUUGAGUUCUGCUUCGCCAAGAUGCCGGAUGAGCAGCCAGCACCUCCGAGCUCCUCGUCUUCAUCUUCAUCAUCAUCUUCCUCGUCGUCUGAGAGCGAGCUGACCAGUGAGGAAAGCGAGAGUGAGAGCAGCCCGAGUUCUGACUCUGAGGAGGAGCGGGCCAACCGCCUGGCCGAGCUGCAGGAACAGCUAAAAGCUGUCCACGAGCAGCUUACUGCUCUCUCCCAAGGCCCCAUUGUUAAGCCCAAGAAAAAGAAAGACAAAAAGAAGAAGAAGAAGAGCGAGAAGCAUCGGAAGAUGGACGAGGAGUUGAUGCAGAUUAAAGCGGCCAAGCCACCCAAAGCCAAAGCUUCCAAAACCAAGAGCAGCAAAGCAGGGGGCCUAUCUCUCAUGCCAAUCAAAAAGGCUCAGAGCAAGAAAAAGAGCAAGUCCAAAAAGGGAAGCAUGAUGUUCAACAUACCUCAAGCUCUCUCGGAGCCCAUAAUCCCUCAUUUCGACUCCGAUGAGGAGGAGGAGACUGCGCCCAUGUCGUACGACGAGAAGCGUCAGCUCAGCCUCGACAUCAACAAGCUUCCCGGCGAGAAGCUGGGUCGCGUAGUCUACAUCAUCCAAUCACGUGAGCCGUCGCUCCGAGACACCAACCCCGAGGAGAUCGAGAUAGACUUUGAGACGCUGAAGCCGUCGACUCUGCGGGAGCUGGAGCGAUACGUCAUGACGUGUCUGAGGAAGAAGCCCCGCAAGCCCUACGCAAUUAAAAACAGUGCCGGAAAGUCUCGUGAGGAGCUGGCACUGGAGAAACAACUGGAGCUGGAAAGAAGGCUGAUGGACGUCAGCGGGCAGCUCAACUCUGGGAAGAAGCCCAAAAAAGCCAAGUUGGAGAAACCUGCCACCGAGUCCAACACUCAGCCGUCACGCCUCAGCGCCAGCAGCUCCUCCUCAGACUCGUCCUCAUCCUCCUCCUCGUCCUCUUCUUCAGACACCAGCGAGUCCGACUCUGGCUGAGACUCAGAACCCUUUUACAAAAAAAAAAACGGGGGCCGUAUGUGACAGACCCCCGCAUGCACCACUUCCUGCUAAGUGGACUGGAUCGGCAGAGCGGGCCAGGUGACACCAGGACCUGUAGUCCAACUGUCAGACCGGGAAAGUUGGUGCCCUCCUGCUCUCGGCUCACUCGUCUGUCCACGAGAGGGACGGAGGGAAGCGGGUGACUUGUUUCGGGUCCAGGGGGUUCUGAAGCGGGCUUAGUGAAGGAUGCGUCACGGGAGAGAAGCGCCGAGGAGUCUGUCUUCUGGACAAGAUUUCCCUUCCUCCUGUGCUCGCUCUCUUGACAGUGUGUAUAUGUUCUGUACAGUUAUAGAACUUUUCUUUUAUAAAGAAGCAUUUUACUUCCCUCUGUGGGAACCCGGCAGACAGAAAUGUGUGCGAGUGUGUGCGCGCAGCCUGGUAAGGUUUGGUAAGUUUUGACGCAGGCGUUGAAAAAGGGGUGUGGUUCAGUAGCUCCACACGUGCUAGUUUGUGGCGUGCUGCUCUAACGGUGUGAUGUUGUACAUUUAGUCUAAGUUAAAGUUGCUCCUGUUUGUUUUUCCUGAUUCUCUGCACACUUGUUUGCUCCUUGUGACCAAUUUGCUAAUAAAAAGCUGCCAGGAUGCCCAAAUAA